CCUUGUCAAGUUUUUUCCAUUUAAUUUUUAUUCAAAGAAGUUCAUGGAAAGAUCAACAACAGUGGUAACGAAAACCCUUAAUGGCAGGAAACCAAUCUUGGCUCCAAUGGAACCAGGAUUUCUUCCUUACAUUACCUUCCCACAGAAAACCAACAUCAGAGAUGCAUCUUUCUCCUCUUAUCUCCAAACAGAGGAACCAAACCAAGCUGUUGAUGAUUCAGAGAUAAGCAUUUUUGAUGCCCAGGAGUACUUCAACGAAAACAAUGUCAAUGACCCAAAACCCACCAAGAAAGUUUCUCCAAUUAAUGGUGUCAAUCUAAAACGCUCACCAGAGGUGCCCAGACUUUCCUCUGCCCCUUCUUCUGUGGAUGGAUAUAGAAAUUACAGAGUCAGGUCUUUCAAUGCAACACCGACGGCUUCUUCCGAGGCUAGUUGGAACAGUCAGACUGGUCUGUUAUCGAAUCCUCCUGGUGCCAUUGCUGUGUCAAUUCGAAAUCCUCCAAGUACUGAUAAGAAGACAGGGUCCUCUGCGAAAUGGAUUUUCCGGCGAAAGUGUCCUUGUUCCGGAAAGAAAUCUGUUCAGGUGGAGGAACAUAUUAAUCCAUCAGAACCCAAAAUCACGAUACCACGACUAAAAGAAACUUGUACUUCCAAACCCAGAACAGACAGUCCGAUUGAAAACUCUGCUUUGCGAAUUUUGGGGGCGCCAAGAAGGGAAGACAUCCCAAGUGUUCGACGAAUAUCCGCCGAGAAUCACUUCGCUUCAAACUUGACCAAACACGAGCGUAUAUUGCCGUCGGGACGGGCCUUCAAUGAUGGUGGUUCUGGGUUCACCUUCCCCAUACUGAGCCACCAGAAAUUGGUAUUGAAUGGUUCGGAUACUCCACCGCUCGAUCAGGACCCACCCCGGGAAUCCUUGGAAGUUUUCAGGCCGAAGGACGAACUGGUCUCGACUACCGUGUCUGGGAUAAUUACACGCAGGAGUUUCACGUUCCCGACAAGCCCCAAAUCCAGAAUGGUCCCAACAGACGACGACAUGGCCAGCGAUGCGAGCUCCGAUUUGUUCGAAAUCGAGAGCUUCUCCACUCAAACGACGUCGUACCCAACUUGCACCCGUCGAGACUCACUCGAAGACGCUUCAACAUUCAAUUUACGAUCAAGAUUUUUGCAGCUCCACCGAAGUCUGGACGAGCCAAUGACACCGUCGCUGGCCCCAACAGAGUGUUACGAGCCGAGCGAGGUUAGUAUUGAUUGGAGCGUGACGACAGCUGAAGGGUUUGACAAAGCAAGCGUAACAAAUUUCUCAGUCACCGCAUCGGAGGCGGAGGAGAUGACGUGGCGGGAACGAAACAGCGGUGGCGGAGGGAAGAAAAAGGCGGGUGGGUUGUUGAGCUGCCGUUGUGAGAAAGCAGUGAAUGUAGGGCCCCACCCAGUGAAGUGUGGGCCCAAUGAAGGACAAAGGGUAGGACCAAGUGGAACAGAAAGGCAUGUGACUGUGAGUAGUAGGGCACACAGAGUGAAUAAGCCACCCCUCGCAAGCUCUCGCCCGUCUAUUCCUUUCGCAACAUAGACGAUGGCCGCCAUAUACACUUCUUCUCUAAGCUGAUGCUAUCUUUUCUUUUCUUUUCUUUUCUCUUCUCCUCUCCUCUUCUCUUCUCCUCUCUCUUUGUGGUGUUCUUGAUUUUCGAAAAUUGUGUGAUCUGGUAUUUUGUGUCUUCUUGUUAUGCUUUUACAGUUUCACUGCCUCCGGUUUCGACAAGACGUGUAGCUCCCCACACCAAUGCAUUUGGUUCGACUCAUUAAUUAUUAUUAUUAUGUAUAGAUUUCUUGUUGAGAUUAA
Tripterygium wilfordii is the source of this 1840-nucleotide messenger RNA. Its product is annotated as protein PHYTOCHROME KINASE SUBSTRATE 4-like. Gene Ontology annotation, biological process: phototropism. Lineage: Eukaryota; Viridiplantae; Streptophyta; Magnoliopsida; Celastrales; Celastraceae. The transcript has a single exon. Bases 44 to 1570 code for a protein of 508 amino acids. The record is from RefSeq and is a predicted model, not a curated record.